Molecule: messenger RNA, 4713 nt
Organism: Populus nigra (black poplar)
Lineage: Eukaryota; Viridiplantae; Streptophyta; Magnoliopsida; Malpighiales; Salicaceae
Exons: 27
Coding region: 290-4279 (1329 amino acids)
Source: RefSeq, a predicted model, not a curated record
AAAUAAAAACGCACACACGCACAGCAACGCCGGGCCCUUUCACGCUCCGCAACGACAUCGUCGUCGUCGUCCUCAUCAUUUUACCUAUUUAUAAAGCCAAAAGGCUCGAUCCCAAAAGGUGUCAAACGCCAACAUCUAAAUCCCGCUGAUUUCAAAAGAUAAAUCAAACUUUCAAUUCCAUGCCUUUUCUAGCGACAAAACCACAUCUCUCUCUCUUCAAACCCUAACCCACCCAUUCACUCCAAAAUCAAAUCCCCGCCGUGUACAGAACCAAAUUCUACGCUCAACAAUGGCUUCAAUGGACGAAGCGCUCUCUCUCCUCACCGCAGCGAAUUCUCACGGCGAUUUGACCGUUAAGCUAUCUUCUCUUAAGCAAGCCAAAGAUGUUUUAUUGUCACUCGAGCCGUCGUUGGCGGCUGAGCUUUUUCCUUCCUUAGUCGAACUGCAGUACUCGCCGGAGGGAAUCGUCCGACAAAAGCUUGUGGAGGUAAUUGAAGAAAUUGGUUUGAAAGCAAUGGAGAAUUGCUCAAUACUAAUACCUGUCUUAUUGGGACUUUUAAGAGAUAACGAUUCUGUUGUUGCAAGGGAGUCUAUUGUUAGUGGCACACAUUUAUAUUGUGGUGUUCUAGAGGAAAUGGCAUUGCAGUGUCACCGGCGUGGUAAGGUUGAACGAUGGCUCGAAGGACUAUGGAUAUGGAUGCUUAAGUUCAAGGAUGCUGUCUUUGCAAUUGCAUUGGAGCCUGGACCUGUUGGGAUAAAGUUGCUGGCGUUGAAAUUUUUGGAAACAUACAUCUUGCUUUUUACUACCGAGACCACUGAUUCUGAUAGACUUGUUGCAGAAGGAAGCAGACGGUUAUUCAACAUUUCAUGGGUAGCCGGCGGGCAUCCUGUUUUGGAUCCAGUUUCUCUCAUGUCAGAUGCCAAUAAGACACUUGUCAUUCUUUUGGAUUUUUUAUGGUCGCCUGGUAGUCUUCCUGGUGCACUGAUGAUCGCUGUUGUCAAUUGUCUUGCAGCUGUAGCGCGGAAGAGGCCGCUUCAUUAUGAGACUAUUCUAUCUGCCUUGCUUGAUUUUGAUCCAAAAGUUGAGAAGGGAUGUCAUGCUGCUAGUAUCCAGUACUCUUUAAGAACUGCUUUUUUGGGAUUCCUGCGGUGUACUUAUCCAACCAUCUUGGAGUCAAGGGAUAAAUUGUUAAGGGCUUUACGUGCAAUGAAUGCUGGGGAUGCUGCUGAGCAAGCCAUCCGCCAAGUUGAUAAAAUGAUUAAAAAUAAUGAGCGCACUUCUCGUGAAGUCAGGUUUAGCAGGGAUGAUCAGCCGACAAGCCAACUGCCUGUCUCAGGAGAUCAGCUCCGGAAAAGAUCUGUGCCUAUGGAUAAUGAAGAGCAAGCUAAUGGUCAUGAAAUGGCUCAAAAGCGGAGUCGAUAUGGUCCUAACAUUCUGUCAACUACACCAAUCCAAAUCAAUGAAUCUGGACCGGAUUCUGUAUUUGAUAAUGGCAUCUCCGCUAAUGUUCAUCUAUCAGAUAGUGAUUUGACUCCUGCAGAACAAAUGAUUGCUAUGAUUGGUGCAUUGCUUGCUGAAGGAGAGAGGGGUGCUGAAUCACUUGAACUUCUUAUUUCAAAUAUUCAUCCUGAUCUGCUUGCUGAUAUUGUCAUUACUAAUAUGAAGCAUUUGCCUAAGUCCUCCCCUCCUUUAACAAGGCUUGGUAGCUUGCCAGUAACUCUGCAAAAUUGCUCUUCAAGUAGUCCAGCACAGGCAGUGGCACCAUCGGCUCCAGUUUCCUCUGCACAAGGACCCAUUCCAGUGGUUACUGCAGGCAAUUUAUCAUUGUCUGAUGCACCCAUUGUCAAUAAUUUCCCUGUAGAUUCGAAACGUGAUCCAAGAAGGGAUCCACGCCGCUUGGAUCCACGUCGUACUGCUACAUCAGUUGGAGUACCAUCUGUCGCCAUUGUGGAUGACCAUGGUGGAAUGCAACCUGAAAUGGACAGCUCUGUUUCUUUAAGCAAGGCUUCUCCUCUUCCUGUGGUGACAUCAGUUGAGAAUCCUCCGGAACCUUAUAUUUCAAACAGCAAAAUUGAGGACAAGAGUUUAGAAGGUCUACUGGUUUCUAAAACUGAUCAAGGAAGCAUGAGCGAGGAGGGUAUCUGUAGACCUGAGGAAAUUGUCCCCAUGUCAGAGGCCAAAGCUUCUUCAGAUCAAGCAUUUUCUCCUCCUCACACUUCUGAGGAGGGUGAUGUUGUAUUGAAGUUGUCAGAUUUUGAAGUGGCAUCUGGUGCUGACACGUUAUCUGUGAUGGAACCUGAGCAGCUUUCCCCAGAUGUCUCAAACAUAUCUGUGCCUGAAGAGAUCUGUCAAGUCGAUUUACCUCAGCUUCCCCCAUACGUUGAACUCACUGAAGAACAGCAGAAAACUGUGAGACAGUUAGCAGUUGAACGGAUUAUUGAAUCUUACAAGCAUCUCUCUGGGACUGAAUGCAGCCAGACACGCAUGGCAUUACUCGCCCGAUUAGUUGCUCAGAUUGAUGCAGAUGAUGAUGUUGUUGUGAUGCUGCAAAAACAUGUUUUAGUGGAUUAUCGACAACAUAAGGGGCAAGAACUUGUGUUGCAUUUUUUGUACCAUCUACACUCGCUAACGAUUUUAGAUUCUGUUGGAAGUGCUUCAUAUGCUGCUGUUCUAUAUGAGAAAUUCCUUUUGGUAGUGGCCAGAUCUUUGUUGGAUGCUUUUCCAGCUUCAGACAAGUCUUUUAGUAAACUUCUCGGUGAAGUUCCUUUCUUGCCUGAGUCUGCCUUCAAAUUGUUAGACGAUCUCUGCCACUGUGAUAUUUUUGAUUCACAUGGAAAAGAAGUUCGUGAUGGUGAGCGAGUAACUCAGGGGCUAGGUGCUGUAUGGGGUUUGAUUUUGGGGCGUCCAAACAACCGGCAGGCAUUCUUAGAUAUAGCUUUGAAGUGUGCUGUUCAUUUACAAGAUGACAUUCGAUCGAAAGCUAUCCGGCUGGUGGCAAACAAACUCUAUCAGCUAAACUAUAUAUCACAAAAUAUUGAGCAAUUUGCAACAAAUAUGCUGCUCUCUGUUGUGGAACAGCAUGCUUCAGAUAUCAAGCCUUCACAGUCAGUAUCCACUGAUCAAAGGGAAGGAGAGGUGGUAAGCCAGGAAGUGUCUGUAAGUGGUUCUCAAGUCUCAGGGACUGGAAAUUGUGAAAAUGACUCCAUGAAGGGUGCACAACCAUUAGUCCAAAGUGUUUCGACCAUGUCAUUUCCUGAAGUGCAAAGACAUAUUUCUUUAUUUUUUGCUUUAUGUACAAAGAACCCUGGUCUCCUUCAAAUUGUAUUUGAUAUCUAUGGACAAGCACCAAAAACUGUAAAACAGGCUGUUCAUCGCCAUAUUCCUGUUCUAAUAAGGGCCCUAGGCUCAUCUUAUUCUGAGCUGCUUCGAAUAAUAUCUGAUCCACCAGAAGGAUGUGAAAAUCUUUUGAUGCUGGUGCUGCAAAUAUUGACUCAAGAAACAACACCUUCUGCUAAUCUGAUAACCACGGUCAAACAUUUAUAUGAAACUAAGUUAGAGGAUGCCACGAUUCUUAUUCCAAUUUUAUCUUCACUUUCGAAGAAUGAGGUUUUGCCCAUUUUCCCUCGGCUUGUUGGACUUCCUAUAGAAAAAUUCCAGAUGGCACUUGCUCAUAUUUUACAGGGUUCAGCUCAUACAGGUCCAGCUUUAACGCCAGCAGAAGUGUUGGUUGCCAUCCAUGAUAUUAAUCCUAAUAAAGAUGGGCUUCCACUCAAAAAGAUAACAGAUGCCUGUUCAGCUUGUUUUGAGCAACGGACAGUUUUCACACAGCAGGUCCUGGCCAAGGCACUUAAUCAGAUGGUCGAUCAAACUCCUCUUCCUCUACUCUUCAUGAGAACAGUUAUUCAGGCAAUUGAUGCUUUUCCUUCAUUGGUUGAUUUUGUUAUGGAAAUACUCUCCAAACUCGUGAGCAGACAGGUGUGGAAAAUGCCAAAGUUGUGGGUUGGCUUCUUGAAAUGUGUCUCUCAAACAAGGCCACAUUCUUUUCAGGUUUUGUUGCAGCUACCUCCCCCGCAGCUUGAAAGUGCUCUGAACAAGCAUGCUAACCUCAGAGGCCCCUUGGCUACUUAUGCCAACCAACCAAGUACAAAAACUUCUCUACCUAGAUCAACGCUUGCAAUUCUUGGUCUUGUAAAUGAACGGCACAUGCAGCAGCUACCAAUUUCAUCUUUGCACCCUUCAAGCACAAGUUCUUCAGCUCAUGGAGCAAACACCGCGUGAUAAUUAGCUUGUCAGGAUUCAAGAUUGACCAAGUGCACGGCAGAGCAUCAUGGGACCAAUCUGGAUGAUGGUGUCCCAUCCAGUAGGUCAACUUGCUAGGAAGGGAGAUACAAAUUGGCUGGCUAAUAAAGUGACUGCUGAGUUCAGAUGCUUCUGGCAAACUUGAAUAUGAAGAUUUAAGAGAAGUCAGCCUGGUGAUGUGGAAUGGUGUUGUUGGCUAGGAAUUGCCUUCAAAGAAACACCUCCCGCCCCUUUCCCUGCCAUCCCCUCCCCCUUGUGCCAUAAUUGUAACCCCGUUUUUAAGGAAAAAAAAUUCUGCAAUUUAUUCUUUGAAAAUUUUGUUCUUCAAUCCCUCUGUAAUCCAGAUAAUGUUUAGUAAACAUGUGUAAUGUUAGUCUGUAUCCAUGCUAAAAAGUUGGGGGGCUAUGAUUUCA